Molecule: messenger RNA, 975 nt
Organism: Papaver somniferum (opium poppy)
Lineage: Eukaryota; Viridiplantae; Streptophyta; Magnoliopsida; Ranunculales; Papaveraceae
Product: late embryogenesis abundant protein Dc3-like
Exons: 2
Coding region: 56-829 (257 amino acids)
Source: RefSeq, a predicted model, not a curated record
CAACAAAUUUACGAAAGCAAAAACAAACAAGAACAAGGAGGAGAUUAACGAAACAAUGGCAGCAAUGUAUUUUGCAAAGAAUGCCCUGAUGAAUAUCACAAAAUCCUUCCCACAAAACCUCUGUUUUCCUUCGUCGUCGGUAUCUGUUCGCAAAGUCUCAAGAGUUUGCUUCACCACUGCUUAUUCAAGCUCGAAUCCUAAUCAAGAUAGGAAUACAGCAGCCGGAGAAAUGAGAGAGAAAGCAGGAUAUAGAACUGUAGAUGAAAAACACGAUAAAGAUUCACUAGCUGAUGAAGCAUCAGGAACAAUCGCAGCUAGUGCUGAUAAAGCCAGGAAAUUGUCUGGUGAUGCACAGGAAAAAAUGAAAGACAAUAUGGACAGUACAAAAGAGAAAGCAGGGGAAUGGAAAGACAAGGCAAAAGAUGCGGCAGGUUCGAUGAAGGAUAAGACCAUGGAUGCGGCAGGUUCCGUGAAGGAUAAGACCAUGGAUGCUAUGGGGAGUGCAAAAGAGAAGGGUGUAGAUAUGAAAGAAAAGACCAAAGACAUGGCUGGAACGAUGAAAGACAAAGCAAAAGAAGGAGCAAGUGAUGCAACUGAGAGUGCGUCUAAUUUAGGUGAGAAAGCCAAAGAGACUGUAUCAAAUGCAGGAGAAAAAGCCAAGGAAACUGUUAAAAAUGUUUGGGAAGCUACAAAAGAUACUACACAGAAAAUCAAAGAGACUGUUGUUGGUAAAGCCGAGGAGAUCAGUAGUAAUGAUGAAGAUGAAGCUGUUAAUGAUUUAAGGAAACGUGCUGGUGGUUAUGAUCGGAAAGACGCUAGAGAUCUUUAAAUUGCCGUUGUAUAAUCUCAGUUUCACUAGUUUUGUUGAUUAAUAAGGUUGUGGUCGUUGCUUCAAAGCAAUUCUAGCUGGGGAUGUUUAAUUGUCUAGGUUUUGUUUUUCUCGUUUAAUUGAAUGGGGCAUGUGUUAGCUAAUUC